This is a messenger RNA of Cuscuta epithymum, 722 nucleotides long. NCBI's taxonomy places the organism in Eukaryota, Viridiplantae, Streptophyta, Magnoliopsida, Solanales, Convolvulaceae. The record is from the annotation of a GenBank genome assembly.
UGCAGUUCUAAAAUAUUACGAGUUCCCUCAGAUCAAAGAAAUUUAAUUUUAAUUAAGUCCUUCAAUAAAUCAUAAAAAAUGGCUCCUGAUGCAAGCAACGGCGGCGUAGUGUCGGCCAGGCCCACGGCGGGGCGGGCAUACGUGACGUUUCUCGCCGGAGAUGGCGACUACGUGAAAGGCGUGGUCGGGUUGGUGAAGGGACUGAGAAAAGUAGGCACGGCUUACCCGGUUGUAGUGGCGGUUUGGCCGGAUGUCCCGGAAGAGCACCGCCGCUUACUGGUGGCGCAGGGCUGCUUCGUCCGUGAAAUUGAGCCAUUGUACCCUUCGGACAAGUACAAGUCUCCGUUUGCUAAGGAUUAUUAUGUUGUCAACUACUCUAAACUCCAAUUUUGGCAGUUUACAGAAUACAGCAAAAUGAUAUACUUGGACUCGGACACGCAAGUGUUCGAAAACAUAGAUCAUCUGUUUGACCUGCCGGACGAGAAUCUAUACGCAGUUCCCGACUGUGUGUGUGAGGAAGACGGGCCACCCUGCCCAGAGACGCUCCCCUGGCCCGAAGUAUUGGGGCCCAGGCCUGCCUUUUAUUUCAAUGGAGGCAUGUUUGUGUUCCAGCCCAUCCUUUCCACCCACAACCAGCUUUUGAAGACUUUCAAAGCCACCCCUCCUACUGCUUUCGCAGAGCAGGACUUCCUAAACAUGUUCUUCAAAGACAAGUGCAAGCC